Molecule: messenger RNA, 1698 nt
Organism: Dentiscutata erythropus
Lineage: Eukaryota; Fungi; Glomeromycota; Glomeromycetes; Diversisporales; Gigasporaceae
Source: the annotation of a GenBank genome assembly
AUGAAUGGCUUCAUAUCACCUAACAUUUUUGCAGUUUUAGCAAAUGACUCUGAAGACGACCAACAAAGCGAGGCGUCUGAGACAAAGACCGAAAUUUCUAAAGAUACUUAUGUAAAUGGUUGUACAAAAAGAUCAAAGCCAGAUUAUGAAAGCAAUAGAAGUUGGGAAUCGUAUUCAAAGAAGCAAAGGAUUAAAAUCAAUACGGAACGAAGCACCCGUAACGAUAAUGACAAGAAAUUGACUGCUAAUCCAAUUUCAACCAAUCGUCUCAUUCCACCAGUUCCGGAUACCAAUACAUCAACUACUCUACCUUCCCAAGAAGACCAUUUUGGAAAGCAAAUUCAUGAAAACUUAAAGUUUUCAAUGGGUCAACGACCUUCAUCCUUUGGUGAUUCUUUCAAUACUUUUGUUAGAUUCAAAAAUCCAAUCUCACUUAUAGUAAAACGUUGUUAUCGGAUUUAUGAAUUUGUUACCAAAGGAACAGAUAACUCGGCUCAUUACUUUGGAAAUGCGGAUGAUAACACCUGCCCCAACACCAUCUGUCAACGCUGCUCGUUACUCGAUAGAUGUGACAUCAAUAUUAACCGUCAUUCUACAAUACCCCUGACUCCGCUCAAAGAAAAUAAAAUAACGAGUAGACGCUCUAAACAAUACUCUAAAAGAAAUGUUGAAAUUUUCGGGGAACAACUGGACCCAUCGGACCUUCUUAAAGGUUAUAACAAUCCUAAAAGCGAUAGCGUUAAUAACUCCAUACCUCGCAACGGUCCUACAUUGUUUAUAUCUUUUGGAUGCUCGGAAAUUAAAUAUUCCAUUGAAGAGUUUUACAAAUUUGGAUUCCAUCCCAUAUACAAAUCAUUUGCCAAAUAUACUAAUGUAGAAAUCUUGCGUAAAUUUGUUCUUAAUUGUGCUGUCAAUUGCUGGGCCAAUGCAUGGAGAAUUGUCGUUGUCAUUUUAUCUAAUUCCAAUAUUAAUAUUGAUUAUAUCUCUCUCUUUGUUAAAGAACUUCGAAAUGUGUGUGAUCAACUUGUUUUAGAUAUUAUAGUCAUCCACACAUUUCUUGGUUGUGUGGGUACUGAAAAAGACAAACGAUUUAUAGAGAAAUCGGGUACAAGUGCUGUAAUUUAUAGACAUGCCGAUUUUGAUCUAUAUUUAUUGCAAGAUUCAUUAAAUUAUUUCGGUGAACCAUACUACGAAUUUACAAAUUUUUUUCUUGUUCCUGUUAAAAUCGAUGAUCUGGAUUGGCCGUCUACCGAAAAUUAUUUUCAAGCUCAAAAAUUUCAUAAUCGCUAUCUCCAAGAAACAAUUCGUAAAGCGUGGUCUGCACGAGAAGCAUUUGUUAUUGCUCGACGUAACGAUUGCUAUAAACGACGUGAUUGGGAGGAAUAUCAGGCCCCUAAAGGAAUUUUCAAGGAAUGCGUAAUGAGAAAAGCUUUACUUGCAAAAUUCCGCCAGCAUGAAAAAUUGAAAUACAAAUUAUUAUCAACAAGUACUGCCUUAUUAUAUGAACAUACUGAAAAUGAUAAAUAUUGGGGUGAUGGUGGUAAAUUUGGAAAGGGUCUCAAUAGAUUGGGUUAUUUUUUAAUGGAUGUACGAAAUCAAUUAAUGCAAGAUGAAAUCGAUCUGCUGGCGUAUGAAUAUAUAGGGCAUAAUGAGAAAUGGAUUAUGAAUGAAUUGAGAGAAUUGAACAAGCUUGGUUAA